AAUGAAAAGAAAAGCUGUUGUUUUUAGGGUUCAUCAAAACGUCUAAGGAAUUCAAUUCAAAAUGAGACCUCUAGAUGAACAAGAAACCACACAAGUCUUCGAAAAGCUUCACAAAUUCGUAGGUAACAACCUCAAAAACAUAGUCGAAAACCCAUCACAUGAAGGACCAGACAACACACCUGGUCGUUACUGUUUCCGUCUUCAAAGAAACAGAGUUUAUUAUGUCUCUGAAUCCCUCGUUAAACGUGCCACAAACAUAAAGCGUGACAACUUAGUUUCAUUGGGUACCCAAAUAGGUAAAUUCACUAAAGGUGGUAAAUUUCACCUUACUGUACAGUGUUUGGGUAUGUUAGCAGCACAUUCGAAGCAUAAAGUGUGGUUGAAACCUACUUCAGAGAUGAGUUUUUUGUAUGGUAAUAAUGUUUUGAAAGGUGGGGUUGGGAGAAUUACCGAGAGUAUUAGUGAACAUGAUGGGGUUGUUGUGUUUUCGAUGUCGGAUGUGGCGUUGGGAUUUGGUGUUGCAGCGAAGAGUACUCAAGAUUGUAGGAAAAUGGAUCCUAAUGGUAUUGUUGUUCUUCAUCAAGCUGAUAUUGGUGAGUAUUUGAGGAUGGAAGAUGAUCUUUAAAUUUGGAUUUUGGGGGGUUUAUGUUUGUGUAAUCCAAUUUUGGUGUCGUUGUAUGUUUGCUCAAGUAUGAGUUUUCAGAAAACUUUUAUAUAUUGCUUACUGGUGGAAUCAUUCUUUCUAUUUUUCUUGCUUUAAUUUGUUAAUGCGAACUUAGAAAAUGUUGGCACUCAUGUUAUAUAGUUCAGCCACAUUCCCUAGAUCACCUGCUCUCUAUGUCAACUCUGCUCUUGCCUUUCUCCAAUAAAGGUAACUAAUGCUAGGUUUCUUAUUA
Lycium barbarum (goji berry) is the source of this 896-nucleotide messenger RNA. RefSeq lists its product as uncharacterized. Gene Ontology annotation, cellular component: preribosome, large subunit precursor; nucleolus; nucleus. Lineage: Eukaryota; Viridiplantae; Streptophyta; Magnoliopsida; Solanales; Solanaceae. The coding region runs from base 62 to 625 and encodes 187 amino acids. Gene Ontology annotation, biological process: ribosome assembly; ribosomal large subunit biogenesis. The record is from RefSeq and is a predicted model, not a curated record. Gene Ontology annotation, molecular function: RNA binding. The transcript has a single exon.